Molecule: messenger RNA, 1701 nt
Organism: Polistes dominula (European paper wasp)
Lineage: Eukaryota; Metazoa; Arthropoda; Insecta; Hymenoptera; Vespidae
Biological process (GO): cilium movement
Cellular component (GO): cilium
Molecular function (GO): protein binding
Source: RefSeq, a predicted model, not a curated record
UAUCGUUUCCAUUUUAAUUAAUACAAAUAUUACAAUAUUAAUCGAUCUAAUAUUUGAAAAAUCAAUUGAGAUUAUUCGAAAAUGACUUAUCACAAUUGGAAUUUUUGUAAGGAUUUAUUCGAUAAUAAAAAUCAUGAGCUUGUAUUAAAAAAAAAUCAAAUAGAAGAGGACAGUCUGUUUAAUCGAAGGAAAAAAAUACAAAAUCUUGCACAAGCUGAAUGGUAUAACAUGAAAAAAAUUCGUGAAAAUUUGAAGGCCAUGUUACCGAUGAUACCUCUUUCUGAAGUAAAACGAUUCUACUUAAAACACGAUGAAGCAGUCAUAGACGAACUUAAAGAAAAAGGCUUAGAAAAUGCGGCUGAUUUUAUUCGAAAUUUAAUUGAAUUCGAUGAAGAAAGAAGAAAUAUUGCUGGUCCUGGUACAUCUACCUGGACAAAGCCACGAUUAAAAGAUCAACGAGAUUUAUUAAAUCAAUUAAAAGAAACUUUAAUCGAAAUUGGAAAAGCUGAAAAACUAAGACAAUCAAUAGAAGCAUCAAAUUUGUGGAUAAAAAUAUCAAUAUUUUUUCAAUCAAAAGGUGAAGAUUGGUGGUGGGUAACAAAAAAACUUUACGAAAAUGCAUUGAAAACAGCCGAAUUAAUUGAUGAGGAUGACGCACGCAAUAUCACUGUCGUACGAUAUCUUUACGGAAAAUUUCUUUCUAUGAUAGAGAUCGAUUGGCUUAAAGCGCUCGAGUAUUUGGAUAUUGCAAGAGAAGCAUCAGAAAAUAAAAUAUGGAACGUUUCGAAAAUAAUUAAUGAAAAAGAAAAAUCUAUUUUUAAAGAAUCUUGUGCUCUGAUUUACAAAAUUCUUAUUGCACUUGUUCAACGAAUUGGCCAAGAGGAUUCCGAAUUUGCUGUGCAAGCUUGCAACGAAGCUUUGAAAAGAGCUACGGAUACUGGUCAUUACGAUUACAUAGCUAACGCUUUGUAUGAGCUAGGAAGGACCCAUUUGUAUUAUGGCAAUAUUAAAUAUUCUUUGGAAGAAUUUUUUAAAUUAUUAGCCAUGGCCAAAAGAAAUUCGGAUCCCGAAAGAAUUUGUAAUGCACACAUGGAAUUAGCCUUUGCUUACAAGGAAAUUGAUGACACUACAAAUACAGAAAAACAUUUAAAUUUAUUUCGAGAUAAUGCAAUUCAGUUUGAUUUGCCGUAUAAACUUGCACAAGCCCAUUACUAUAUUGGUGAAUAUUUAUUAAAUCAGAUGAAACCUAAUUCAGCAACGCCACAUUUGGAAAAAGCUUUCAGUUUAUAUUAUGAUCUUGGAUCUAUCGAGGAAGCAGAUCAAGCAAGAAUAAUCACUGGUAUAUCAAGGGGACAAGAACAAAUAGAACAGUUUAUAAAUCUGAUAUUAAAAUGUGAAAAACAUAAUCUAUACGCACUGUGCAAAAUGUACAAGUGGAAAAAUAAAAGAGACAUUUUUUGGGCCAAUAAGCAAUGUGACAUUAAUAAUAAAGGUAUUUAUUAUUUACUAUUUAUAUAUUUACGAUUUUACUUAUUUUUAUUUCUUUUUUUUUUUUUUUCUACUAUUCUAAUAUCAUUGUCCUACAAUAAGUAAACGUUAUGACAUAUUACAGAAAACUAUGAUUAUUAUGAACAUCUUGCGUAUCCAAAUCAAUCGAUUUUAAAUCAUUUAACAAAGCAAACUUAAUAUUUAUAAUUAUCA